Molecule: messenger RNA, 2970 nt
Organism: Fusarium redolens
Lineage: Eukaryota; Fungi; Ascomycota; Sordariomycetes; Hypocreales; Nectriaceae
Exons: 10
Coding region: 1-2970 (989 amino acids)
Biological process (GO): carbohydrate metabolic process
Molecular function (GO): chitin binding
Source: RefSeq, a predicted model, not a curated record
AUGGUGUUGCGACUCUCGAGCAUCGCCUUUACGGCGGUUGCUAUUCUCUUCCUUUGUCUUUCAACGUUCGCCAAUGCCGAAAACACUCGCCAACAUCACGGCAGCCGUGCUCGGUAUCACCGUCGUUCCAAUGUAAUCACCAAGGCUCCUGCAUGGGCCAAGGAGAUCACCAACAGCCCGGGUCACCAGAACCCUGCCAUGGCACCUCCGGACCCAACUGUCGAACUUGAGCUUUCUGAUGAUUCUGCUACCAGCCUGGAUCAGUACUAUAAGGACGCUGAAAAUGCUACCGAGUCUUCUGAUGUGACCCCUAACAAGUCUCAUCUUUCACGCCGAUCAUUGGAGAAGCGUGGAAGUGGCCCUCUGUACUGCAAGGAUGGCCCUUGUGCCGAUGAUAGUUGCUGCGGCCCCAAGGGCAUCUGCGGUUAUGGUCCAGACUAUUGCGGUGAUGGAUGCUCAUCCAACUGCGAUGCUACAGCCAUGUGCGGAGAGUACAGUGAAGAGGGCGAGAUGCCUUGCGGCAUGAACCUCUGCUGUUCUGCUUCGGGAUGGUGCGGUACUACUGAAGUCUUUUGCGACAAUGCCGAUCCUCUCCAUAAAACUCUUCCCUGCCAAGCCGGCUACGGAUCUUGCAACAUCGCCUCCUCCCCUUCAUGCGCCAAGGGCGGCGGCAGCACCAAUGGCCGGACUAUCGGCUACUACCAGUCCUGGAACGUGCGAGCCCGCAAAUGUGACACCAAGACCCCGAAGCAGCUUAACACCAAAGGUUUCACUCAUCUCUUUUACUCUUUCGCCUUCAUUGAUCCUGUUUCCUUCAAGGUCACCCCCGCCCAUGACGAUGAUGUCAAGCAGAUGCGCGAGUUCACUGACCUAUCCAAGGACGGUAAGUUGCAAACUUGGAUCGCUAUCGGUGGGUUUGACUUCAGCAAUGAGAACACAUCUACUCACACCACUUGGAGCGACAUGGUGUCUACCAAGGAAAACAGAGCUGCUUUUAUUGAGUCAGUUCGUGCUUACAUGGAUGAAUAUGGCUUCCAGGGCGUUGAUCUCGAUUGGGAGUAUCCUGGUGAGCCCAAGCGCGGUGGUCGAAAGCUUGCUGAUACUCGCAACUUCUCCAUGCUGCUCAAGGAAAUGCGUGCAGCAUAUGGUAGCAAAUAUGGUAUCAGCUUGACCUUGGCUCCUGAUUACUGGUACCUUCGUUGGUUCGAUGCAAAGGCUAUGGAGCCUUAUGUGGACUUCUUUGGCUUCAUGGCUUAUGAUCUCCACGGCUACUGGGAUGAAGAUGUCAAGACUCUCGGCAAGAUCAUCCGCGGUCAAGCUGACAUCCGAGAAAUUGGCAACAACACCAUUCCUCUGUGGUUCGGUGGACUUGAUCCGAAGAAGAUCAACUUCGGCCUAGCUCUGUACGGUCGCGGCUACACUGUCGCUGACAAGAGCUGCAAUAGUCUUGGCUGCUCCUUCGUUGGUCCCAGCAAGAAGGGCGAGUGCACUGACUCUGAUGGUGUCAUGUCUCUUGGAGAGAUCAAGAAUCUCAUCAAGAAGGGCGUCAAGUCUGUUUAUCUCAAGGACUCCAUGAUGAAGCAGAUCACUUUCGACGAUCAGUGGAUUGGAUAUGAUGACCUCGAUGGCAUUGGCGCGAUUCCCAAGGACCUUCAAGACAAGGUCCUCAAGAAGUGCGACACCGGCUUCUCUUACGACAACUAUGGCGACUUGCCAAGACUCUGGUAUGACUCUGGAGCUGAGCAGUGGGCUGAUGCCUACAUCAAGUCUCAGAAGGAUCACACGAACUGGGCCCAGAACCUUUACCGAAAUCUCUUUGAGAAGAAGGACCAUACCAAGUUCUCUUGUGUUACGCCUAACUCCAGAUGUGACUUUGAAGCUUCUUGCGCUGAGUUCAACAAGAUUGGCAAGGGUGGACUAUACUACCUCUUCCAGUCCAUGUCCAGUUUCCAUACCUUCAUGAAGGCUCUGAACCAACAGUUCGACAGCAAGAUCACUCUGACUCUUGCCACCGUCUCCGAGAUGAGACUUAUCCUCGACAUCAAGAGUGGUCUUCCCCAAACAACCAUCAACAUCGGUAGCGUUCUCGGUUCAGCCUUUAGCAUGGCGAGCGCUGUUGCUGCGCCUAUUCCCGCUGUCGGUGGCCCCCUUGCUGGUAUCUCCGGCCUUGCUAGCUUGAUUGGAACCUUCACCAGUACAGUUGGUGGUAACGACAAUGCCGUUGACGCGACCGACACUUUGACUUUCGCAGUCAAGACCGCUGCAGUGGAGGGCAAGAGAAAAAUCGCCAGCAUUGUCUCCUCAGUAUACGGUGACUUUGGACAUGCGCAGGCCGAAGUCUUCGGCUAUGGUUCCUGGUUGAGAGAUAACGAUCUCACUGACCUGAGUGGUGCCGUGGAGAGAAUGUCGGACAAGAUGAACCAAGCUCUUCUGUGGCAGAUGGCGAGACUCUUCAAGGGUUUCUACGUGGUGAUUCGAGACGAUCUACCUAUCAACAAGUGCAUCCAUCCCAACAACGCAUGGGACGACAGGACCGGCCGCUGUCUCGACAUCCUCUCUUGGUGGCCCAAGACAGCAUCCGGUCGUGUUGGCGGUGAUCUCGCCAUGGAGAAAGUCUGGGAUAAGUGGAACAUGUCUCCUCUCUGGACUCUGCGCAACGCCGUCGAAUGCUGGGAGAACAACGGCGGCAAAAUCGGCGAUGCAAAGGUCAAGGCUCUUCAGAGCGAGUGGAACAACGGUGUCCCUCCUCCUUGCUUCUUCGCUAUGCCUGUUCUCAAGGGUAACUGGUCCAAGGAUGCUGCUUCUGAUGGUGCAAUCUGGCUUGCUGGUGACUUUGUUGGGCAGGAAGGUCAGGCUGGUAGACUUUGGCCGAAGGAUAAGUGCGACAAGGCGAAUAGGGAACUUGAUCCGAUUACUGGUGGUCAGGUGAAGAAGUGCAGCAGUCUCAACAAGGUUGGAGGGGAGAAAUAG